AUGUCGCGAAACGACGCACAGGACUCCAGGACGCCUCAUCAGCAUUUGACUUCCACAAUCGCUCGAAGAGACCCGUUGUCGUUGCCUAUCCCUCGGCACGCGAAUACAAGGGCCCCGUCUUCGACUAAUAUCUCGUCUGUUGCACCUUUAAUGACUUCUGCUCAGCGUCAGAAUACCGUUAGUAUUCAAAGCGCCUCGUCAUCCUUGCCUAUACCUCGGCACGCGAAUACGAGGGCCCCGUCCUUAACUAACAUCUCGUCUGUUGCACCUUCAAUGAUUUCUGCUCAGCGUCAGAAUACCGUUAGUAUUCAAAGCGCCUCGUCAUCACUGUCCAUCCCUUGGCAUGCGAAUACAAGGGCCAGCGCCCCAAUACCUACUACACCUCCGUGGGCUGCACCUUGGAUAUCGUCGUCAAAGGACCGAAACUACUUCUAUUUGAAGGAGGUAGAUUCGAUACUUUUUUCGGCCACUCAGUCGGUGUGCCCGUUCCCCUCGCAAGUCAAAGCGGAUUUCAGACAUGAAGAUCCCGACCCCGACGAUCUAUUCCAAUUGCGAUUCCAACUCUCCCGCUACAUACAAAUUGCGGCUACCCCGGACGACUCAGAGUUGCAGUACACAGGGCCGCUCUUCCAGCGCCUCGCUGCCAUCCGGAUAGUCACCGUAGGGACUACCUACUCUCUGUCUGCCGAACAACAAACCAGUUGGAAAUGGCUCGAAAAUACACUUCAUCAUGCCGCAUCCAUCCUCAGCAUCGACUCUCUACUCCCCAUGGAUUUCUCCAUGUUACCUCUUCCCUCAUCUUACGGCUACCUUCGUUACCACAAGAAACACUCCCAUGCUCUUCGCUGUGCACAGAAAUCCAGGCUGGCCUUUCAUAGUCUGAUAGGGCUUGUCAACUUAUUUUACGGACGUGCACUAGUGAGAUUCGAAAAUUCCAGCUCCUCUGAUCCUCGACGCCCACUCCCCCCCCCUGAAGUUCUCGUCCAAUCUGGGCUGAGUAACAGUCACGUAUGCGACAUCAUCGAUGCGCUAAAACCGGAGAUGCUCGGGAGAUGCGUCGGUGUUGUCCUUGACCCUCGAUCCUCUGAGUUCGGCAUUCUUUAUCCAUAUCUCAAUCGCAUUCGAGUCCCCGUCUGGGUUCAGAUAGGAUCGGCGAAAGGCAUAUUCAACACGAAGUCCUUGAAUCAUCCUUUAUUUCAAAUCGCCAUCCCUACACGAGAGGAAGAGCUUCGUGUCCGUGCCAUGGUUAACCAAGCCAUGGCGGAUGACGUCAAACCAAGCCCAUCUAACCCCGACCCAGACAGUCUUCACCGAUGGGACGCACUCGUCGAAGAUCGAAAAGCCAAGCUCGAAGAGUUCUUGUCCAGAGCCUCCAAUGCCAUAAAGGAACGGGUGAAGAAAAGGCUGCAAGACGCUGCGAGUUUCAUCAUACCCACCCAGCGAGAUGGGACGAGAUUUUUUAUGUGGUAUCGAUCGAAGCAAGGGAGGUUCCGCGGAGAGCUGGACUAUGAGGAUGCGAAGAAGGAGUUUGCAAGCAGACGGAAGGGGCAUUUCGUAUACGACGAAAUAUCUAACCAAUGGGAUAUUUGUUCCUUGUUCGACAAGGAUGAAGUUCCUACACACGACGACACCGAAUUCGAACACCCUCUCCCAGAAGUUGACCCCACUCCGGUACCGCUGCUCAGGGAACCCCCCACGCUUCCAUCUGACCACAACGAGGUAGGACGGAGCAUUGUGCACAAAUCCGUCAUUGGGCAGGAUAUACUGUUGGGUACCUCGCUAGAAGAGGUUCUGUUUAGUCGCUACGGACUUAUCUGCCACACGCAGUCCGAAAUACAGUCCGCCAGCGACUUUUUGAACAUCCAAGAAUCCCAAAUCGUCGACACCUACACCGUUCGUAAAUACAUCAUGGAAGCCGGUCUUCGUUUGGACAAACCCAGUAAUGAGUUUGCCAUCCGUUAUUUCAUCUCCUCCCUCGUGCUCGAACUGGAACCACCUUCGGUGUUGUGGGAUCUCCAUCCUAACGAUGCUGGAGAACUCCUCACGCGCAACGAGUAUUUUAAGAUUGAGCGGGUAAAAGACAGCAUUAUUCCUGGCUACCUAAUGCUCCCCAUCAUCCCAAAAUACGCUCGAACUUGGAACCUAUUCGUCCACAAUGCCACAUCGGUUGUUCAGUGCAUCAGAGAAAAGUGGGGGCCAUCCUUAGAGGACGUCAUCCUCUGCUUAUUCGAACGCGGCAUCCCAUUUAAAGUCCUAUUCAAAGUCACAUACCCCCCCCUCCCCCGUCCAAUCACCGUCUUCGAAUCCAACCGGC
Messenger RNA from Suillus bovinus, 2314 nucleotides. RefSeq lists its product as uncharacterized. The annotation marks the transcript as partial. The record is from RefSeq and is a predicted model, not a curated record. The transcript has 7 exons. Lineage: Eukaryota; Fungi; Basidiomycota; Agaricomycetes; Boletales; Suillaceae.